Molecule: messenger RNA, 2238 nt
Organism: Phacochoerus africanus (Common warthog)
Lineage: Eukaryota; Metazoa; Chordata; Mammalia; Artiodactyla; Suidae
Gene: SHMT2
Product: serine hydroxymethyltransferase 2
Exons: 13
Coding region: 427-1878 (483 amino acids)
Biological process (GO): folic acid metabolic process; tetrahydrofolate interconversion; L-serine catabolic process
Cellular component (GO): cytosol; mitochondrial matrix; nucleus
Molecular function (GO): cobalt ion binding; serine binding; glycine hydroxymethyltransferase activity
Source: RefSeq, a predicted model, not a curated record
UCUCGCGCUUGCGCUCUCGGACUAGUCUGCUCCGGAACCCUCGUUCUCCUUCGCUAGAGUUGGUGCCGGGACCUCUUGCGACCCUCGUCUCGUGUUAUGAUGCUGCCCUUCCCUUUUCUUUGGGCGACUAGGGCUCUGCAGGAAGACUGCGUUCCUGUGGGUGGGGACUGCCCCUGAGUUCCAGAGACAUAGGCUUCUAGAGGACGAACUUUGCCCUGAGGCUUUGCAGAGUGGCUCCUGAGCAGAGGUGGAGGGAGAUUCUGAGAUGAAGUGAAUGGACCGAAUCAGAACCACACUUUGGACAUUGAUCUCUACCUUGGCUCUGGAACUGGCUUUUGAGAAGGUGGAGGUGGUGGCAGUGGUGAGAGCUGGAACAGACAGACAGUUGGCUGCUGGCCUCUGUGGAGAUGUGGUCAGCUGGUCAAGAUGGCCAUAAGGAGCCAGCACAGCGAGGCGGCCCAGACCCAGACUGGAGAAGCAACCAAGGGCUGGUCAGGCCAGGAGAGUCUAUCAGACAGUGACCCUGAGAUGUGGGAGCUGCUGCGGAGAGAGAAGGACAGGCAGUGUCGUGGCCUGGAGCUCAUUGCCUCAGAGAACUUCUGCAGCCGAGCUGCGCUGGAGGCCCUGGGGUCCUGUCUGAACAACAAGUACUCGGAGGGUUAUCCUGGCAAGAGAUACUAUGGAGGAGCCGAGGUAGUGGAUGAAAUCGAGCUGCUGUGCCAGCGCCGGGCCUUGGAGGCCUUUGACCUGGAUCCUGCUCAGUGGGGAGUCAAUGUGCAGCCCUACUCGGGGUCCCCAGCCAAUCUGGCUGCCUACACAGCCCUUCUGCAGCCUCACGACCGAAUCAUGGGGCUGGACCUGCCCGAUGGGGGCCAUCUCACCCAUGGCUAUAUGACCGAUGUCAAGCGGAUCUCAGCCACAUCCAUCUUCUUUGAGUCUAUGCCCUAUAAGCUGAAUCCCAAAACUGGCCUCAUUGACUAUGACCAGCUGGCACUCACUGCUCGGCUUUUCCGGCCGCGACUCAUCAUAGCUGGGACGAGUGCCUAUGCGCGCCUCAUCGACUAUGCCCGCAUGAGAGAGGUGUGUGAUGAGGUCAAGGCACACCUGCUGGCAGACAUGGCCCACAUUAGUGGCCUCGUGGCUGCCAAGGUGAUCCCCUCACCUUUUGAGCAUGCGGAUGUUGUCACCACCACCACUCACAAGACCCUUCGAGGGGCCAGGUCAGGACUCAUCUUCUACCGGAAGGGUGUGCGGGCUGUGGACCCCAAGACUGGCCGAGAGAUCCCUUACACGUUUGAGGACCGAAUCAACUUUGCUGUGUUCCCAUCCCUGCAGGGGGGCCCCCACAACCAUGCCAUCGCUGCAGUGGCUGUGGCCUUAAAGCAGGCCUGCACCCCCAUGUUCCGGGAGUACUCCCUGCAGGUUCUGAAGAACGCUCGGGCCAUGGCUGAUGCCCUGCUAGAGCGAGGCUACUCGCUGGUGUCUGGCGGCACUGACAACCACUUAGUGCUGGUAGACCUGCGGCCCAAGGGCCUGGACGGAGCUCGAGUUGAGCGGGUGCUAGAACUUGUGUCCAUCACGGCCAACAAGAACACCUGUCCUGGAGAUCGAAGUGCCAUCACUCCUGGGGGCCUGCGGCUGGGGACCCCAGCCUUGACGUCACGCCAGUUCCGUGAGGAUGACUUCCGAAAAGUUGUGGCCUUUAUAGACGAAGGCGUCAGCAUCGGCUUGGAGGUGAAGAGCAAGACCACUAAACUCCAGGAUUUCAAAUCCUUCCUGCUCAAAGACUCAGAAACAUGCCGUCGGCUGGCUGACCUCAGGCAACGGGUGGAGCAGUUUGCCAGGGCCUUCCCCAUGCCUGGCUUUGAGGAACACUGAAGGCACCUGAGAAAUGAGCCCCACAGAGUGACAUUCAUUCCUCCUCCCCCUACCUGGAUAAGGGUGGGGGUUUUACUGCUUAUCUUCCAAUUUUUUGCUGGAGGAGGGGAAGGCCUCCUACCUCGGGAAAGGGCCAAGUGUAGUUCUCUGUCCCAGAAUCUGUAGCUGAGAAGCUUUCUUCUUGUAACAAGACUUAGAAGGAAAAGGCUGGGAAGCUUUCUGCCCUAACCUCUCCCACUAUUUCAGUGUUACAGACUCCCUGCCCUUUCUUGGGGAGGGGGGAGUCCCCCUUCGUGAGCCAGAGGAAGGGGUGGGUAUACCACCUCCUUUCUGUUUUUAUCUAAUAAAAUGUUAACCUAC